GUGACGCGUUGUUGCCUCGUGACGCUGCAGCUGAGAGAGCAGGUAGGUGAGCAGGAGAAAUCACCCAAACACUGAAUUUAUCACUGAUUUUAACCUCUGCGUUCACCUGUCUCACCCUCCGUAUCAUCACCCCGAUUUUCUUGGUUGAACAUUGAGACACCACCUAUUCAAACAUGGACAUCCGAGGAGCAGUGGACGCUGCCGUCCCGACCAAUAUCAUCGCAGCUAAGGCUGCUGAGGUUCGCGCCAACAAGGUCAACUGGCAGUCCUAUUUGCAGGGUCAGAUGAUCUCUGGAGAAGACUGUGAGUUUAUCAAGAAGUUUGAAGUUGCCCACUCUGAGGAUAAGCAGGCCAUUCUGACCAAUGAAGGACAUCAGUGUGCAAAGACCUUCCUCAACCUCAUGGCCCAUAUAUCAAAGGAGCAAACGGUUCAAUACAUCUUGACCCUGAUUGAUGACACUCUACAGGAAAAUCAUCAGAGGGUCAACAUUUUCUUCGAUUAUGCCAAGAAGACCAAGAAUACAGCCUGGUCCUAUUUUCUCCCAAUGCUGAACCGCCAGGACCUCUUCACCGUCCAUAUGGCUGCAAGGAUCAUUGCCAAGCUCGCUGCCUGGGGGCGGGACCUGAUGGAGGGGAGUGAUCUGAACUACUACUUUAACUGGAUCAAGACUCAGCUUAGCUCCCAGAAGCUACAUGGUACAGGUGCAGAGACAGGAACAGGGACCAUCUCUCCCAAUGAAAGCUCUCAGUAUGUGCAGUGUGUGGCUGGUUGCCUGCAGCUGAUGCUGAGGGUGAACGAGUACAGGUUUGCCUGGGUUGAGGCGGAUGGUGUGAACUGCAUCACGGCCGUGCUGAGUAACAAGUGCGGCUUCCAGCUGCAGUACCAGAUGAUCUUCUGCGUUUGGCUCCUGGCUUUCAGCCCUCAGCUCUGUGAACAGCUGCGCCGCUACAACGUAGUGCCCGCCCUCUCCGACAUCCUCCAGGAGUCUGUCAAAGAGAAGGUCACCCGCAUCAUCCUCGCUGCAUUCAGGAACCUGCUGGAGAAGUCUGCGGAGAGGGAGACUCGUCAGGAGUACGCCUUGGCCAUGAUUCAGUGCAAAGUCCUGAAGCAGCUGGAGAAUCUGGACCAGCAGAAGUACGAUGAUGAAGACAUCACUGAUGACAUCAAAUUCCUCCUGGAGAGACUGGGAGAAAGCGUCCAGGACCUCAGCUCUUUUGAUGAGUACAGCUCUGAGCUGAAGUCCGGCAGGCUGGAGUGGAGUCCCGUGCACAAGUCGGAGAAGUUCUGGAGGGAGAACGCCGUCCGCCUGAAUGAGAAAAACUACGAACUGCUGAAGAUCCUGACCAGGCUGCUGGAGGUGUCUGAUGAUCCUCAGGUUAUUGCCGUGGCCGCUCAUGAUGUGGGAGAGUAUGUGAGACAUUACCCUCGUGGUAAGAGGGUGAUUGAACAGCUGGGUGGAAAGCAGCUGGUGAUGAACCACAUGCAUCAUGAGGACCAAUUGGUGCGCUACAAUGCGCUGCUGGCGGUGCAGAAGCUCAUGGUGCACAACUGGGAGUACCUGGGGAAGCAGCUGCAGUCCACGGAGCAGUCCACUCCAGCUGUGGCUGCCAGAAGCUGAACAGUGCGUUUGUGUCUGUGGAUGUUGUGUGAAUGCUAUUACUGCAGCAUUAUGAACGUGUGUGUGUGUGUGUGUGUGUGUGAGAAAUUCACAGAGGAUUAUUUGAUGCUCUAAAUUGUUCCACUGUGUUUGUGUCUGUAAUUCUCACCACAACUGGACUGAUGUUUCCUGAAUCUCCUGAAAGCCCUGAUCAGUAACUGCUGGAACAGCAGCCUGGCUGCUCUGGAAUGAUCUCAGAGAUGUGAUAAAUAUCUAAAUAUAAAUAUAUCUAAAUGUACUUUUUGUUGAGUCCUAAUAAACAUUCUUUUGUUGCAAUAUCAGCAGCUAGCUUUGCAUCAGCAGUAACUGCUCGUUUGGGGCUGUUUACUUUCUUUGUGUAAAAUUGCGUGUCUUGUUGUGAAAAGUUGUUUCCAAAGUAGAUGUUAUUCAAUGUUAUUUAUGUCCUACGUGCAAAAUAACUAGUGUGCAUUCCAAUAAAGAAUUCAUUUCAAA
Molecule: messenger RNA, 2111 nt
Organism: Astyanax mexicanus (Mexican tetra)
Lineage: Eukaryota; Metazoa; Chordata; Actinopteri; Characiformes; Acestrorhamphidae
Gene: atp6v1h
Product: ATPase H+ transporting V1 subunit H
Exons: 14
Coding region: 174-1619 (481 amino acids)
Biological process (GO): proton transmembrane transport
Cellular component (GO): lysosomal membrane; vacuolar proton-transporting V-type ATPase, V1 domain
Molecular function (GO): proton-transporting ATPase activity, rotational mechanism
Source: RefSeq, a predicted model, not a curated record